AUGUCAGAGAUGUCGGGUCUUCUGGGCAAAGUGGCGGGUCAGCUAUCCGGGCAAAAGUCAUCCCAAUCCUCGAACGGAUCCUCGGGGCUCAUGCACAAAAUGACGGAUACUCUGACCGGCCAAAAGCAUCCGCAAGACUCCCAGAACUAUCAAGCCACGAGACCUUACUCGGAAGAACCAUCUGCCCUAUCAGGAUACCAGCCGGGCCAGUUUAUCCCGGCCGAAAGUCAGAGAUACAAUGAGCCUCGCUAUCAGGAGGGACACGGGAAUUAUGGCACCCCGAGUGGUGGCUUUGGAGGUCACGGCGAUGGGCGGGGAUUCUACCCCGGCGAAUCCACCAACGGCCAUGGUAGCCACGGAGGAUAUGGGAUCCCUGCUCCCCAUGAAAGAAAGUAUUCUUCCCAUCAGGCUGGUUACGGUGGACGUGGUGCAUCAGGUGGCCAUGACCUCGGCGAGCAUCGACGGGAGUAUCCUGAGGGUGGACACAACGCCCCAAGUAGCUAUGAGGGUCAUGGAGAGUACCGAGGCGGACAUAACGGUCCAGUCAAUUACGCUGCAGGCCAUGGCGAGCGUGGCGUCUCGCACAACAACAGCGGACAUGGUGGCUACGGAAGUGGCCACGGCCAGUACGAUGAAGCCUAUCACGGCGGCCACUAA
Molecule: messenger RNA, 657 nt
Organism: Penicillium chermesinum
Lineage: Eukaryota; Fungi; Ascomycota; Eurotiomycetes; Eurotiales; Aspergillaceae
Exons: 2
Coding region: 1-657 (218 amino acids)
Source: RefSeq, a predicted model, not a curated record